Molecule: messenger RNA, 2185 nt
Organism: Hymenoscyphus albidus
Lineage: Eukaryota; Fungi; Ascomycota; Leotiomycetes; Helotiales; Helotiaceae
Source: the annotation of a GenBank genome assembly
GGUCAACACCUGCAGUCAACAACUCGACAGUUCAAUAAUAGAUCCCGACAGUUGCAUGGCAACGACAACAUGCCAAUUCCUGUGCAUAGUCUGCAACAUUUGCUAAAGCUUCCAGGCAAUUUGCGAGCAGCCAGUACCGAGACAUUUACGAAGUAAACAUCAAUAAUUCACUAUUACUGCAGCCUCGCGACAGAUCGCAAACGCGCCAGUUUCCGUCUCGCCGCGCAACAUUCAAAUUAUUGGCAUUUUCGACUCUGCGGUAGAUCUUUGACAGGCGCUCAAUAUGGAUUCCCUCUUUCGCCUCAAAGAUACAAUCGUCGGGAUGCUCACUCCCUCCCCUAAGCGCCGUCGAACUGCCCCUGAAUCUUCGAGUACCGCGCCAGACGAGGAUCACUUUUUUAUCCCCAGACCUCCUCUCGACAACGUACCGAGCGAUUUCAGCACACUGGCAAACGAGCAACGUUGGUCGCCUGGCAGGAUAAAUCCUCGAAAGAGAGCGAGACGCGAUGAUUCGGAGGAGAGGGAGACGGUCUUGCCCGAGGAUUCUAUUUCGCAGGUCAUGACAUCGGUCGAGGUGAGCUAUACUAGGGAGAUCAAAAUGGAAUCCGUCAGCGGAGGAUCUGCGCCAGCCUUUUCUGCUUCCAAUGAAGACGAAGAAGAUGUUGAAAUGGGAGCGGAGGAAGAUGUCGAGUACGACUCAGAUGGAAAUGAAAUCGAGGGCGAAGCUGAAGUUGAGUAUGAUUCUGACGGUAAUGAGAUCGGGCUUGAAGAAGUCGAAUAUGACUCAGAUGGAAACGAAAUCGAGGUUGAAGAAGAAGUUGAAUAUGAUUCUGAAGGGAAUGAGAUUGAAGGGGAAGAGAGUGAUGGCGAAGUUGAGCUCGACUCAGAUGGCAACGAAAUUGAAUACGAGGAGGGCGAGGAAGAGGAGCAAGAAUCGGACGAAGAGGAAGAACCAGAUGAUGAAGUAGAGGAAGAAGAGUAUGAGGAAUCACCCGAACCAGAAACAGAAGACCCAGCACAAGUUGCUGCACGGGAAGAAGAGGAACGUCGCGCUCGAGAAGCCGAUCUUGCCGACAGACUCGCAGAUAUAGAGCAAAUAAAGGCAGAAGGGUAUCUGCACCCGGAUGAACUAUGGCUUUACGAGAGACUCGCAUUACGUGGGUUCGAACCAUUGCUACCCCACGAGUGGGAGCGAGAUUUCAGGUCACUUCCCUACUAUCUGUUCCACGACACGUUAUCGCAUAAGCUGGAUGAGAAACCGAUCAUCGGCUUCACUGGCCGCUAUCUAAACCACGGUAAGUUGUGACCGUGACCACACAAGUCAAAAAUUGACUAACGGUUUAUACCAGGCGCAAAAUACUUGCAACCGCUCAUCGAGGUUGGUUGUUCGGUAGCAUAUGAUUACCAUAACAAUUCACCUAGCUACAUAAUCGAGAGGCGGGUUCAUAGAGUUAUCAAGCAGUUCAACAAGGUGGUCGAAUUGGAUGGAGAUUACUUCAGACGACGCAUACUUCCUGUUUUGACGCUCAUUCAAACCAAGCCUGGUCAAGAGGCCGAAAGACUCAUCAAGAAAAUUACCAAUCAAAUGACAUUCCUGGCCAAGAGACAUAGAGAAUAUCUUGGGGCUAUCGAAAACGAGAAUGGAGAUGUUAAAUUGGAUCCAACUAGGAGAAGACCGCCGCUUCUAUAUGGAAUCAUAAUCGUUCGGCAACUUGUCAUCGUACUUACCCUCGACUCGUCAGAUCCCAAGGCAAACAUCAAAACCAUGAAAAACUUUGACUUGAGUGAGAAGACUCAAAGUGUUUGGAAUGGUCUUGGAAUUGCUAUUGUCUGCACGGCUGCGCGUAAGUACUUGGCGGAAGUCAAGGAUGAGUUCGAAAUUGAAAGCGAGGUGGAUGAUCCUGAUGCCUAGUUUGAAUCUUGAUAUGAGGCUGGCUAUUUUGGUAUCUUGGUUUCCUUGUAUCUUACGUAUACCAAGAAUACGCGCAGGUAUCGAAUGUGUCUGAGUAGUGUGUACUUGUCUUAUUUUCUUUUUCUGACGGAGCGUGUUCAUACACGUGGGGCGAGAGAGCGCCAAUUAUGUACACUACGGUUUUUGUUUGUCGCGGAUACCCAACACACAGAUACCCAACUGUUACAUAGCAACAAUGAAGUCACCUUUCUGAUUUACUAGAGCGAAUUAAUA